This is a messenger RNA of Miniopterus natalensis, 1648 nucleotides long. RefSeq names its product hydroxyacyl-CoA dehydrogenase (gene HADH). Gene Ontology annotation, molecular function: NAD+ binding; (3S)-3-hydroxyacyl-CoA dehydrogenase (NAD+) activity. Lineage: Eukaryota; Metazoa; Chordata; Mammalia; Chiroptera; Miniopteridae. Gene Ontology annotation, cellular component: mitochondrion. The record is from RefSeq and is a predicted model, not a curated record. Gene Ontology annotation, biological process: fatty acid beta-oxidation.
GGUGAGUCCUCGCCGCUGAGACUUCUGCGCUGCUUCUGGCCGCCGUCACCGCUUCCACCUUCGCCUCAGCGCCAUGGCUUUCGUAACCAGGCAGUUUGUGCGCACCGUGUCCUCUUCGUCCACGGCCUCAGCCACGGCGAAGAAAAUCGUCAUCAAGCACGUGGCGGUCAUCGGCGGCGGGCUGAUGGGCUCCGGCAUUGCCCAGGUCGCUGCAGCAACUGGCCACACAGUAGUGUUGGUGGACCAGGCAGAUGACAUCCUGGCAAAAUCCAAAAAGGGAAUUGAGGAAAGCCUUAAGAAAAUAGCCAAGAAGAAGUUUGCAGAAAACCCCAAGGCAGGCAGUGAGUUUGUGGAGAAGACUCUGAGCAACAUAUCGACCAACUCAGACGCGGCGUCUGUAGUCCACAGCACAGAUCUGGUGGUGGAAGCCAUUGUGGAGAAUCUGAAGGUGAAGAAUGAGCUCUUCAAGAGGCUGGACAAGUUUGCCCCCGAACAUACAAUCUUUGCCAGCAACACUUCCUCUUUGCAGAUCACUAGCAUAGCCAAUGCCACCACCAGACAGGACCGCUUUGCCGGGCUGCACUUCUUCAAUCCAGUGCCCAUGAUGAAGCUCGUGGAGGUCAUUAAAACACCAAUGACCAGCCAGAAGACGUUUGAGUCUCUGAUAGACUUCAGCAAAACCCUGGGAAAGCAUCCUGUUUCUUGCAAGGACACCCCUGGAUUUAUUGUGAACCGCCUGCUGGUACCAUACCUCUUGGAAGCCGUCCGGCUGUACGAACGAGGUGAUGCAUCCAAGGAAGACAUCGACACCGCUAUGAAGUUGGGAGCUGGGUACCCCAUGGGCCCAUUUGAGCUCCUCGAUUACGUUGGGCUGGACACAGUGAAGUUCAUCAUGGACGGGUGGCAUGAGAUGGAUGCUCAGAACCCCCUGUUUCAGCCCAGCCCGUCUGUGAACAAGAUGGUAGCGGAGAACAAGCUGGGCAAGAAGACUGGAGAAGGCUAUUACAAAUACAAGUGACGUGCAGGUUCUCCGGCUCCGAAGAGCCCUGUGAGCUCCCACCAGCAGCUGCCCCAAGUGCCCGCGGGAAGGCUCCUGGGCCAGACGGGCUCCCUCCCAGCAGUCUCUCCGAUACCGUUCUGAUUGUAAUCUUUCGGAAGUAGUUAUUUACAUGUAGCCGAGUUCUGCAUUGAGAACCAACUCCCUUUUUUAGUCUGUUCAUUUCUGUGUAUUUUCUAAGAAGCUUUACACCCUUGGUGCCUUGGAGCAAGCAUUUCCUUUGAACCUUGUCACUUCCAUAAUGCAGUGCCUGGAUUCAUUCACUUGUAGCGGGAGAGCGCUUCCUCCUAGAGCGUGUGGGCUCCUCGCUGCCACACGGGAGGUCACGGGCGUUGACUCCUCGGUGGCAUCUCACCCUCCAUUCCUGGGCGCAUCAUAGUGUCAUGUCUCUAUUCAACUCAUCAUCUGCACGCCGCUGCUGGGCUGGUGGGAACGUCCCACGUGCUUGGUCUGCAGGAGGAGGUUUCCUUCACAUCCGAAAUCCGAAUGACUCUGGUCUCCCUCUGUCUUUUUCAUGAGAAAUCAUUACUGCAAACUGCCUAUAAAUUGACUAAUAAAAUUCAAUCUAAUCUGUGAGAAUUUGAAUUGAAA